This is a messenger RNA of Coffea eugenioides, 1106 nucleotides long. Its product is annotated as translocon-associated protein subunit beta. The transcript has 7 exons. The coding region runs from base 219 to 809 and encodes 196 amino acids. NCBI's taxonomy places the organism in Eukaryota, Viridiplantae, Streptophyta, Magnoliopsida, Gentianales, Rubiaceae. The record is from RefSeq and is a predicted model, not a curated record. Gene Ontology annotation, cellular component: endoplasmic reticulum.
ACAGUCCAUUUCAGGGACAGGGAGGACUUGGGAAAGAGAAAUCCAUCCAUCCGUCCGCCCAAUUCCAUCCUCCCGAUUCCUUAUCAUCAGAUGAUACUUGCUAUCAUCAUCCAUUAACGACGAGGAGGAGGAGGAGGAGAGAUACUAGUAGUAGUAGCAUCGAGGUGGGCGACUGGAUUUGGUGCUGUGGCUGGCUGGCUGGCUGGCUGGUGAGGAGGAUGGCGAAUCCGGGAUUGAUCUGGUGGCAUUUGGCUGCCUUCUUCGUUUUUCUGGUAUCAGUAUCGCCGGCUAACGGCGACGACGGACCUUUCAUCCUGGCCCACAAGAAGCCCACCCUCACCAGGCUCAAGUCCGGCGCCGAACGUAUCUCUGUCUCUAUCGACGUCUACAACCAAGGAUCUGCGACGGCCUAUGAUGUGACUCUCAAUGACGAUAGCUGGUCCCGAGAUGUAUUUGACAUUGUCGGUGGUAACACCUCAAUGUCAUGGGAAAGGCUUGAUGCUGGGGCUUUUCUAGCACAUUCCUUUGAGUUAGAAGCCAAAGUUAAAACACUGUUUUAUGGUGCACCUGCUGUUAUCACUUUCCGUGUCCCCACAAAGGCAGCCCUCCAGGAAGCAUACUCAACGCCAAUCCUACCCCUUGACAUUCUAGCUGAUAGGCCUCCUGAGAAAAAGUUUGACUGGGCUAAGAGGUUGUUGGCAAAAUAUGGGUCCUUAAUCUCAGUUGUCUCCAUUGUAACUUUAUUCAUUUACUUGGUUGCAACCCCGUCCAAAUCCGGUGCUGCAAAGACUAGCAAGAAAAAGCGCUGAUUGUCGAGGAGCCGAAGGGCUGAGAUUGUCGAGGAGCUGAAGCUCAUCUUCCACUCGCUGCCUUGCCACUUGAUUUAUGUUGUAGGCAGGAACUUGGCUUUCUCGCUCCCCAUUCUGCUAUGUUGUCACUAGUCGAAUAGUUGUUCUCUAUCAUCAAUUUAGUUGUACUUUUUAUGAUCUUAGAACAGUUUUGGCAAUUUAUGGAAAGCUAGUCAUGAAAUGGGAACAAUUUUUGACAAUUUGGAUAGCGAAUUUUGAAGCUAGUUUGCAAUUGGUAUGGAGCAGAUUACCACUACA